This is a messenger RNA of Schistosoma haematobium, 4661 nucleotides long. RefSeq lists its product as uncharacterized. Lineage: Eukaryota; Metazoa; Platyhelminthes; Trematoda; Strigeidida; Schistosomatidae. Gene Ontology annotation, molecular function: RNA polymerase II cis-regulatory region sequence-specific DNA binding; SMAD binding; DNA-binding transcription factor activity, RNA polymerase II-specific. The transcript has 6 exons. The record is from RefSeq and is a predicted model, not a curated record. Gene Ontology annotation, biological process: negative regulation of BMP signaling pathway. The coding region runs from base 492 to 4661 and encodes 1389 amino acids. Gene Ontology annotation, cellular component: nucleus.
CGUGUUUGCUAUAUAAUAUCUUGUUUUUGAUUGGCUAGCUAGUUAACCAGUCAGAGGUCAAUAAGGGUUCGUUUUGUAUUUUCAUAUCUCACCCACUCAUUUUACAAAGACACGUCGUAUAGCAAAACGAUCAAGUGAGAAAAUUUGAAGGACAUGUUUAAGGGCAUAGACUAAGAUAGAUAGACAACAAACAAUAAUCCAGACAAUAGCCACGCGUGUUCUCUUAACCAGCCCACGUUUCGUUUUGGUGUGUGUGACCUUGUUAUGUUCAUACCUCACACCCCUCCCAUGGCCCGUCUGUGAUCCGUGUUUUUAAUUGUAGACAGGUAUCUGUCAGAAGCGUUUUUUUAAAUAAUAGGAUUUGGGGACGUCUGGUCAUUUUGCUUCGAAAUGUUUUGGGAGGAAGCAUUUGGGUUAAUUCCAUUUAUACUUGUCAGUUCAAACUGUUGAACGUUGCUAUAUGAUAUUACAUUAUUUUUUGGACGUACGUUAUGGCGUUCCCUCUUCCCAAUAAUCCAUACUUCUCAACAUCACCUCUGGCAGAUGUGGCUGAAUUCAGACAGAAUCUAGUUUCACGAAUUUUCGGAAGACCUCAGGACUAUGAUCUUUCACUCGCACCAUCGCAAUCACCUGAACUACUUCGUAGAUCUGAUCUUGUAAAUCCCCAAAAAACUCUAUGUACACCUAACAAUUUAUUAAAUUCUCCAGGUUGGUUUCAGCAUGCUCUUGCAUCCAGUCUUCAAAUGGGUCUUUUGUCUCUACCACGGUACAUGCUCAAGGACAUUUACUUACCACCUUUACCUUCCCAACCUCUUAAUAUGAGGUUGCCCCGAGCUACGAACAUACAUGCACCUUUUGAACCAUCAGUACCCGAAGUAAAACCAAAGAUCACUAGUAAAUGUACAUCUCGACCAGAACAUUCUCGUUCCUCUUCAUUUAAUGAUUGUGAGAAUUUCUUUGCUUGUCGUCAACCUACAGUUCGGCCUACAUUAAAAAGACAAUCAGAGAGACCAAAGACAAAUUGGGGUUCAAACAGUACAUCUAAUCCUCUUGCGUCAGUUGAAUCCCAAGAUACUGGUACUUUAGUUCCCAGUCUGAUUGACGGUGAAGUCAUAAUGGGAUUUAAUGUUUGGGGCGAAAAACGAUUAUGUUUACCACAUUUAUUUCGUUUUGUGCUACACGAUGUGGAUUUGCAGAUCAUAGAUAAGGCAUGUACAAAGCUUCAAAUAGCAUGCACAACGUGUACUCCAGCUCAAUUAAGUCUGUUACAUUCACGCCAAAUACUUCCUCGUACUGUCGGUAGUUGUGGUCUAAUUCGUAAAAGUGACGCAGAAAGGUUGACCAAGUAUAUUCGUCAUCAAAAUAUGUGUCUGGAGGGAUCUAAUUGUGAAGAGAGUUCAACAUGUAAAUCUCCAAUUAAUCCCUGUAUUGGUGAAGAUUCUGAAAUGAAAACUACUACUGGUAUGGGCUUUAUUAAGGACCAUCGACAACUGAGCCCUGUCUCAACUGACACUUCUAAAUCAACUAAAUCAGUAGAUAAUGCACAGUCAGCAGACCGCUUAGAUUCUGGUCAUGAUGAAAACCAGCCUGAGAAUAAUUGUAAAAAUGCUGUGGAAUCUAGUGUUAUUCCAGUAAUACAUGAAUGUUUUGGACGACAGUUGGGAUUAAUAUAUCCGAAUAUGUAUAAGGAACCUUAUUCAAAAUGUAUCAAGUGUGUCACAUGUUGUCGAUAUUUUUCCCCUGAGCAGUUUGUUGGACAUACACAUACCGUCACUGAAGUUGAUAAUUUAAACCAUUGGGGUUUUGAUUCUACCAACUGGCGGUGUUAUCUUCGUUUGUACACGGGUCGUCGGUUAAAUGUGAAUGUUAAUUCUAUUCUUUCCAAUAUUAAUACUGUGCGUGGUCAUGAAGUUGUUGGGAAAUCUAAUACCAAAGAACCUGUGGUUGCUGUAGACGCUCAUCGUCGCCUGGAAGAAUUCAAAAUUAAGUUUGCACAGCCUAUUAAACUACCCCCAUCCUUAGGUGCAGCUUUACGAAGUGUGGGAUUAUGUGCAUCUGUGGCUCCAUUUCCUGCUGGUACAACUAACUCACAGCAUUCUCAAACUUCUGAAGCUGCCAUAUGUGAACAAAUUUCAGCCCUGAUACGAAAAACUAGCCAGUCGAAAACUCAUCAGUUCCUCCCUCUACGGCCAAAUAAAGCACUUGAUCAGACAAUAAUCAGUACUUCAGCUAAUUCAGCCCCAAAUCAAUCCUCCCCUUCCAAUAUGAUGCUGCCCCAGCUAACACUGCGUCGUCUAUGGGCACCAAACGAUGGUCGAAUUAAACUUCCACCCCCACCUAGGUUACUGACAAGCUGUGAGAUAAAAUCUCUUCCAGAAAAGUUUCGUACUGGACCUCCAUUAUUAUUACAUUCUCAUCGAGUUGUUACUCAAGAUGCUGCACAUCAUUAUGAUCGUGAUUUUAUACCAAAUGUUUGUCUGAAACCGUUCAAUGGGACUGAUAGUAAAAACAUUGCUAGAUCAUCAUCAAGUCGGAGACGUCGGCAUAGGCGUUCACUACGCAAGCAAAGUGAAGGAGAUUCUAUUCAGGACUCCAGAUCCCGUUCUUGCAGUGAAUAUAGCUCAGGUUCAAGAAGUAGUCGUACUCGAAGUUCUAGUACUAGCAGUACUAGUAGCAGUCGGUGUAGUUGCAAUAAAAUUACUGGGAAUUUAGAUAUUCCAGAUUUUCGGUGGAAUCACAAUAAGCCAUCUUGCAAUUGUAACCAUAAUUCUACGUCUCCUAAACACAAUGCUCACAAAACUACUGAUGGGCUAAAGUCAUGUGAUUCUAUGUGUGUCAAGAAGAAUCCUUCCAAUUCAUGUUCACCUAGAUUAUCUAGGGCACGUUCACUCAGCGGAAGUGUCAACAAAUUUAAAAGACUCCGAAGGACAUCUUCUUGUCCAGUGUUUUACUCCAUCCGACAAACAAGCACGCUAAAUAACAUUGAGUGUUCCGAUGAUAAGCAUAAUAGAAAAAAGUUGACGAACUCAACAUCAACUUUUAAAGCAUAUCAAAAGAAAUCCGCCCCACCUCAUAUGGAUAAGAGUGGAAUUAAACAACGAUGUAAAGCAAUGGCUGCCGCACGUGCUGCACAAGGCGCAGCUAGUCGAACUGGCCCAGGUUUAUGGGCACGACAUUUUAUUAAUGUACAGAAUUCUAAUGGAGAUUCUAUGAAAUUACCAAAUGCUAGACGAUCUGUCCCUCAUACAGUCGAUACCCAUAAUCCUUAUUCAAAUCCAGUGAAUAAUACUCCAGUAUUAGUGACAAAUCCAAUGAAAAAUAGUCUACCUGCUGCGGUUUUAGCUUUAGAAGCGAUUUGGGCAGAUUUAGUUCGACUUAUCAAUGAAUAUACAAUUGCAAUUGAAUCAAGGUCUGGUGUAGACGCAGCACGUCAAAGGCUGUUUGAGCAAUUCAUAUCUAUGCAAACUUGUUAUGCUACACAUAUAGCAUCAUUGAUGGAUGAAAAUCAGAAACUCCAUGAGAAGCUUACACAAACUCAAGCUCAACUACUACAUUGUCAGCCUCAAUUACAAGGCUUUGUUACUACUACUAAUAAUAAUACAUCAAUGCCACUUAUGUCGAAUAACGCGCCACUUGCAUCAUCUCAACCACCACUUCUAUCUACGAUAACAACUUCAUCCACAUCCACAACCUCUGCUGGAAAUCUGAACCAAUUUCACGCUUUUGAUACAGAAUUAGAUAAUAAGUCUGGGUCCAACAACCGAUCAGAUGAUAUGUUGAUUCACUCUGUUAUCCAAAAUAAUAAUCAUGUCAAUAAUUAUGACGGUAACAACAAUAACUUGUCUCGUUUAUCACGAAAUGAUUUUUCACCGUUGAUUAUUGAUCCAACACGAAUUAUCUCUUCAAUCAAUAAACUCAAAUCAAUGAAUUCUGGCGAUGAGACACAUUUGAGAAUUGCUUCUGCUAUGAAUACAACUGCUUCUAUUACUUCUAAUCCACAUCAUAAACAUCAUUUCACUUCUAAUAAUUCUAUGACUGAUCCAGGUAAUUCAUCAUCUAGAUACUUAACUAUGGCAUCAUCUAUGCUAUCUUCAAAUUUAAAGCGUAAAAUUGAUUCGUCAAAUAAUUUGGAUUUUGAUAUUCAUCGUUCAAUGUCAUCAUCUUCAUUGCCUAGUGUACAGGAUCGUUUAGAUUCUAACGUUUGUCCUGAAACUCUGCAAUCAUCCAGUAAUCCAAGUCCUUUAGAAGGUGGACGCAGUCACAGUUCAUCUACACCAACUGCUUCCGAAACAGAUAGUCUCACAAGGGAUCCUGUUGAUGAUCCAAGUGAAGAAAUAAAUCAUUUAGAAUUUCAAAAUCCAAAUCCUCGUAUAAAUAUUGAAGGUGAUACAAAUGAGUCAAAUGUAUGGACAAAAACUUUGCCAACGUUAGAUAAAUCUUCAAUGUUAUGGGAUCAACAUCAGAAUCCUGUCAGAAAUCUUAGCGAUUUAACUGCUAAUUGUAUGAGUAAACAUCGUGACACAUCGCUAAUAGAUACAACACCGCCUAAUCAAACUAUUUAUUCACAUCAACCAAAAAAGCGGCGUACAUUAAAUAGUCAUAUAUUUGCCGCCACAAACAGCAAUAUUAUUAGUGGUAAUAAUAAUAAAUGUAACAAAUAA